ACUAUAAACUUGAUGUAACUGUAUAUAAACUUUUAUUAGGUUGCGUGACGAUUCCUGGAGCUGGCGGAGGUACAUUUCUUGGCGGUUACUUAGUCAAGAAGUUUAAUCUUCGUUGUGCGGGUAUCAUCAAAAUGUGCAUCAUCUUCUCUUUCAUCUGUGUCGGGCUUGUCUUCAUAUUUAUUCUCCAUUGUCCAAAUGCGAAAUUUGCAGGUCUCAAUCAUUUUCUGCCUAAUAGUUCUGAGCCAUCUGGCAUUCCUCGUUUUAAAGGAACUUGCAAUGAUGCUUGUGAUUGCUCGCCAAGACAGUAUGAUCCAGUCUGUGGUACAGACAACAUCGUCUACUAUUCUCCUUGCUAUGCCGGAUGUAAAAGCACUUAUCAAAUAGGCAGUACAAAAAUAUAUGGGGAUUGUAGCUGCAUCAGACAUGAAGGUCAGAAUGCAACAGUAAAUGGUCAAAACGUUAUCAUUCAAGCUACCAGGGAAAAAUGUGUUAAUUAUUGCACAUACAUGCCUGUGUUUUUAUUACUCAUAUUUUUAUCCAUGCUUUUUACAUUCCUCGUCAGUAUGCCAUCCCUUUCCGGUACUUUAAGGUAAGGAAAUCAUAUACUGGUGCUCAAAACACUAGUAUAGAAUUUUCAUUAGCUCAGUGAACGUACUUUUCAUGCUCCUUCAGGGUUAGCGGUUAUUUAUUUGUAAUUU
Messenger RNA from Parasteatoda tepidariorum (common house spider), 698 nucleotides. Its product is annotated as solute carrier organic anion transporter family member 4A1. Gene Ontology annotation, cellular component: basolateral plasma membrane. Gene Ontology annotation, molecular function: protein binding. The record is from RefSeq and is a predicted model, not a curated record. Gene Ontology annotation, biological process: transmembrane transport; sodium-independent organic anion transport. NCBI's taxonomy places the organism in Eukaryota, Metazoa, Arthropoda, Arachnida, Araneae, Theridiidae.